Messenger RNA from Camelina sativa (false flax), 686 nucleotides. The record is from RefSeq and is a predicted model, not a curated record. NCBI's taxonomy places the organism in Eukaryota, Viridiplantae, Streptophyta, Magnoliopsida, Brassicales, Brassicaceae.
UCGGUAAGGGAGAUUGAUGAAGGUUUCAAGACUAUGGUUGCAAGCAUUGGAGACGAACCUUUCCCUAAUCCUCUUCCUCCUACUGAUCAGUGCGGUCGGUUCCAAGAGUGUCGUCGAAGACUCAGAUAACGAGCUCCUAACCACAAUAGUUACCGUGCUAACCACACUUUCCAGUAAGUUUUAUCAAAAGAUGCGACACCUUCGUAAAAAGAUGAAUUCGGUCAUCUCGGUGAAAAGAACAGAGACGGUAAGGUUGUUGGCAUGCUUGUGGAUGCUUCCACCCAUGGUAUUCGACGCUGACGCUCCAAGUUUUCGCGGAGAAAUCAAAAACCACAUAAAAUCUAUGUGCCAAGAAGAUGAUCAUCUUUACCGGAUUUUUGUAUCAUCAAUAUCAACUCCUGCAAAUUUCGUUGUUCUUCUUUCCACGAAAUUGGAAGAAUACAAACAAGAGUUCGAUAAUGUCCGCAGUAUCUGGGCUAGAGACUAUUGGAAGGCGUGCCUCAAUGGGGAAGUGCUGGGCGAAGAUGAUAUUAUAGAUAGAGAAAAUUAACUACUUGUAGGCGGGUUUAAGGAUGCUGCCUUCACUACUUUGUUUUCGCCUCUUUGUUACUUUGUUUCUCGAUCUAGCUAGUGUCUUUCUUUGUUACCUUGUUUUUCAAUUUAUUGUCUUCUAUGGUUCUUUGUUA